Necator americanus (New World hookworm) is the source of this 2121-nucleotide messenger RNA. RefSeq lists its product as uncharacterized. Bases 1 to 2121 code for a protein of 706 amino acids. Gene Ontology annotation, molecular function: protein binding; carbohydrate binding. The transcript is spliced from 13 exons. The record is from RefSeq and is a predicted model, not a curated record. Lineage: Eukaryota; Metazoa; Nematoda; Chromadorea; Rhabditida; Ancylostomatidae.
AUGGCAGCACCUCAACGUUUUCCACUACCGAACAUGCCCUUUCGCCGAGAGGUCCAUAGCGGUUGUGCGAUCGGGACGUCCAUCAGUCUCAGAGCUCAAGCAUUUCAAGCUAAAGAAAGGAGCUUCACCAUACAACUCUCCACAGCGAAAGAUAUUGCCGUACUGGUCACAGUGCCAAUAGCUAAGAACGGUCGUAUGGCCGUUUGCGCAAGAGUAGGCGGAAAAUUCUCUAGUGAAGUGGACAAACCGUUUCUUCUUCCAUAUGAAAUGAAAUUCACUCUUCAUUUACGACUUGCUCAAUUUGCUACAGAGAUUUAUUUCAACGAUAACCACAUGCUGGAUUUUGUCCAUCGAGUGAACCCUGCAGAAAUCAAAGAAGUGCAUAUCGAAGGCCCGUUGAUAGUAGAAGAAGUAGUGUUUACACCACCUCAAGGAAGUUCUCUGGAUCCUGUCCCGUCCUAUGAGCAAGCAACUAACAUGGGAUCGGAUCCCAUCAAAGAAUUCCGACACCUAGAAAUCGGACCACCUUCAUCAAGUCUUACUCCUGUACCUGCCCCUUUUCCUGGCUCGAGUACGUCCCCAGUGCUCAUUCCUACACCAGGUCCACCACAGAUCGGCCUCUCGAGCUCUGUGGUCAACCAGCCUAUUGCUGGGAUUCCGCUGCCAUCAGCGUCAACAUCUACAAACCCCUUUGUUGGUUCCUCUUCCGGAACAUUCCCCUCUCCUUCUCCUGCAGGACAGCUGAACUCAAAGUCGGCAAUAUACGAAAAGAAUCCACAAUAUGUUCCGACAGCCUUCGAGCAAGCUCAAAGGUAUGGAACUCCAUCAUCCACCACCACAACGCCGUAUUAUGUCACUUCUCCUACUCCAACACCUACGCAUACUCCGGCACCGGCUACAAGUUCUGGAUCAUCUGCAAUGCCUGUGCUUCAGCCGACAUCCUUUCAAGCGCAACCGCUCCAGCCGACUCCGUAUCCGUCGAGUUCACAAGCGCUCCAACCUAUACCAUCUUAUGGUCCCACAACGAACACACCUUAUCCUCAAGUGAUGCCUCAACCUCACACCUCGAAUCAACCGUUUCCAACAGCACCAGGCAUGAAUCCCUACGGGUAUCAGCAAUAUCCAACUGUAGUUCCUGGACCACAAGGAAUGCCGAUGCAACCUCACUAUAAUCCUUAUCAGCAGCAGUUACCUCUUCAAUACACUGUUCCUUCGGCUCCUUACGUUCCAGGAUACGCACCGCAACAUUAUCCAGGUUAUCCAGUUGUCUACGGAUCCGGGUGCCAUAUAGCAAACCUUAGGCCCAAAGAGAAGACAGAAGCAGUAGCCUACUCUAUUCUCCUAUUGCGAAUCGCUCUGAAAAGUCGGCGGACUGUUCAGGAAAACAAUGCCAAACAAUCAAGUUCGGAUGGAGUCGGCUCUAAGGAUCCGCAUCUGAAUUUACAACAAUCUAGUUUCACUACUUCCCGACAAAGGCAUUCAUCUAUUCUAGAUGCCUCUGGAAUGAACUUCGCUGUUGAAGAGACUAAUAUCGAUCAGACAACAAUACAACUACUUAUACGGAUUGAACUGAUUGAAUUGCUCAUGCAAAAUCUUUCAAAGAAGGCACAGCCUGAACAAGGAGCAGUGGAUGUGAGCUCUGCACGAGAGAGUUAUCCAGAAUUUGUGAAACAAAUCCAAGAACAGCUACCUCGAUUAGCGGGUAUCGCUCGUAGUCCUGAAGUUACGUCGGCGUUGAAAAAUCCACGAGUUUUGAUGGCCUUGCGGAACAUACAGCUCAGUAUGUCCACGAUUCAACGAGAAGCACCAAUGUUGGUUGAAGCGUUCAGAAGUAGAUUAGCCGCGCAGUCUGGAGCGACACUCCCGAAAAGGGACACUGCAACUUCAGCAUCAGCUACAUCAACGUGCGUUUCUGAUCCUGUUUUGCGCCGUGAAGGCGAUGCCAAUGCCUCAAGAGAUACAGAUAUUCUAUGCUUACAGUAUGAAGGUGAACUGGACAAACUCGCUAAAAUGGGAUUCACGGACAAAAAGAGAAAUCUCACCGCUAUUCGUGCUUCCAACGGUAGUAUCGAAGAUGCUGUAGAUUUUCUAUUGAAUACCUCAGAAUUGGCUUUGAAAUAA